This is a messenger RNA of Leptinotarsa decemlineata (Colorado potato beetle), 1628 nucleotides long. It is a transcript of the gene Gart, whose product is annotated as trifunctional purine biosynthetic protein adenosine-3 Gart. Gene Ontology annotation, biological process: 'de novo' IMP biosynthetic process; adenine biosynthetic process. Gene Ontology annotation, molecular function: phosphoribosylformylglycinamidine cyclo-ligase activity; ATP binding; phosphoribosylglycinamide formyltransferase activity. Gene Ontology annotation, cellular component: cytosol. Lineage: Eukaryota; Metazoa; Arthropoda; Insecta; Coleoptera; Chrysomelidae. The record is from RefSeq and is a predicted model, not a curated record.
GGGUUUUGUAUGCCGGUUUGAUGUUGACUAGAGAAGGACCAAAAGUGUUGGAAUUCAAUUGCCGUUUUGGUGAUCCAGAAACUGAAGUCAUUUUGCCCCUGCUUAAAUCUGAUUUGUAUGAUAUUAUGUUAUCAUGUUGCAAUGGAACAUUAAACAAGCAGGAAUUGAAAUGGGAAAGUGGUAUAAGUGCCGUAGGAGUUGUAAUGGCAUCCAGAGGUUACCCCGAAAGUUCAAGUAAAGGGCAAGUCAUAACAGGUACAUGCAUAUACAGUUGGUUGGAUGAGAAAAAAAUGGGGUUUAUUUCAGAACACUUUAUGGUUAAAUUUAUUUCUAGGUCUAUUUUGCAGAUAGGAAAACUAACUUAUAAACAGAGUGGUGUUGAUAUUACUGCUGGUAAUGAUUUAGUUUCACAUAUCAAACCAGCAGCAAAAUCUACUGAUAGAGCAGGUACUAUGGGCAGCUUAGGUGGAUUCGGAGGUCUAUUCGACACCAAACUAGCAGGUUAUAAAGAUCCUCUGCUUGUCUCAGGUACUGACGGUGUCGGUACCAAGUUGAAGAUUGCCCAGGAAAUGGGAAUCCAUGAUACAGUUGGAAUAGAUCUAGUUGCAAUGUGUGUGAAUGAUAUCCUUGCCCAUGGUGCGGAACCUUUAUUUUUCCUAGAUUAUUUCGCAUGUGGAUAUUUGAAUGUUGACAUCGCAAAGCAGGUAGUAACAGGAGUAGCUGAAGGCUGUAGACGAGCUGGCUGUUCAUUGAUCGGGGGUGAAACAGCAGAGAUGCCUGAUAUGUACCCCCUUGGGGAGUAUGAUUUAGCAGGUUUUGCGGUUGGGGCAGUGGAAAGAAACCAACUUAUGCCACACAUUCAGGAUAUUAAAAGUGGUGACAUUGUUAUAGGAUUACCUUCCAGUGGUAUACACAGCAAUGGCUUUAGUUUGGUGAGAAAAGUAUUGAAGAUAUCUGGAGCUACUUACAAGACGAUUGCCCCAUUCAGCAAACAUAACAGAACAAUUGGAAAUGAACUUCUCACACCAACAAAAAUUUAUGUGAAAGAUGUAAUACCAGCUAUAAAAACGGGUAAAGUGAAAGCAUUCGCCCACAUUACUGGAGGUGGUUUGGUAGAAAAUAUUCCAAGAAUUCUACCAGGUGAUGUAGCAGUUGAGCUGGAUGCAUCAAAAUGGAAUAUACCUGACGUUUUUCCUUGGUUAGCGACUGCUGGUGGGGUUAAUGAAUUUGAAAUGUUGAGAACUUUCAACUGUGGAGUGGGAGCUGUAAUGAUUGUUGAAAAUAAAAAUCUUGAAGAGAUUCUUCGAAUGGUUGAGCCAUGUGGGGCUUCGGUUAUUGGAAGAAUAAUGAAGAAAGAAGGAGAUUCAGAACAGGUCAUAAUAAAACAUUUUACUGAGAUAAUGGAGAUAGCUAUGAGAGCUUAUGUACCAAGUAUAGUAAGCAUUUGUGGAGCACCCAAAAAGAAAGUAGCAGUUCUGAUAUCUGGAAGUGGAACAAACCUUCAAGCACUCAUCGAUGCAACUCAAGAUCCCACUCAACAUAUGGGAUGUGAAAUUGUACUUGUUCUUUCGAACAAACCUGGCGUACAAGGGCUAAAAAGGGCAGAGGUGGCAAAUAUUCCUACAAAG